Messenger RNA from Diuraphis noxia (Russian wheat aphid), 346 nucleotides. It is a transcript of the gene Pburs, whose product is annotated as bursicon subunit partner of burs. Lineage: Eukaryota; Metazoa; Arthropoda; Insecta; Hemiptera; Aphididae. Gene Ontology annotation, biological process: G protein-coupled receptor signaling pathway. Gene Ontology annotation, molecular function: neuropeptide hormone activity; G protein-coupled receptor binding. The record is from RefSeq and is a predicted model, not a curated record. Gene Ontology annotation, cellular component: bursicon neuropeptide hormone complex; extracellular region.
UCGUGAACGUUAACAGUCACUACUAUAACUGAUCAGUCGCUGAUCUGGAUUACUUCAAUUAACAUUGCCAACUAAAUUGCCCAUUAUGUACACGACUCAAUUGUUUAUCAUCUCUGUCGCGAUUAUUAUCGUACAUAAUAACGUACUUGCAGAAAAUAACCCAGAAGAAUGUGAGACUUUACCUUCUGAAUUGCAUAUCAUUAAAGAGGAAUUUGACGAACUUGGACGACUUCAGAGGACAUGUAAUGGUGACAUAGCAGUGAACAAGUGUGAAGGGGCGUGUAAUUCGCAAGUACAACCUAGUGUCAUUACUCCUAGUGGAUUCUUAAAAGUUAUUAUUAUUUAA